AUUAGUAUCCCUUUAUCAUAGCAGCAAUUAAUCUGUGGGGAGAGACAUCAAAUGCACAGUUUUAAAUAAAACCUUCUCAGACCUGGGAAUGUACAAGAAUCCUGGAGAGACCAGAGAGCGAAACUAGGCGGGCGGGCAGCUGCUGGACAUCCACCGCAGAGCAGUGCGCACGUCGCUGUGGGGCGGCUCGUUGGAGCACUUCAUUUCAACUGUGAGCAAUGAGAUGGUGGCUGACACUCACAAUGAGACACACACACACACACACGCAAUGACACAUACUUACAAUGACACAAUGACACACGCUCACAAUGACACAUACUUACAAUGACACAAUGACACACGCUCACAAUGACACAUACUUACAAUGACACAUACUCGCACAGCGCUGGUGGCUACAAUUAUGCAAUCAAACGGGGCAUGCGGACUAACAACCCAACCAGGACGAUGGCUAUUAAACCCAGAGCCCGGCCGACUCGCACUGUGUUGUGUGAGCGAGUCACACGAUGUGUUCGCCGGUGUAAGUUAUAAACGUGGCGUCGUGUCGGCACACCGGUAAAGUGUGUCACGCUAACAAGCGAGCUAAACAGCUAGCAGGCUCCCUCCUCACUGUGGAGUUAGCUAACAGAGAGAAGCUUCCUUACAAACCAAGCCGAGAGGUUUGAAUCCCCACGAAAACCGCACACGUUUGGGAAGAUAUCACAAGAGGAAAAAGUAGAACAUCACUUGAAACACAGCGCGUAACUUGGAUAAGUAUGGACAAACCUGAAGCAGCACUUCUGAACACCGGUAGCCUGCGUAUCUUUCAUUGGUCGAAACUCAGGGUUCAAAGUUCCUGUUCCGGUGUUCGGUAACGUUUUUAGGAUUAUGACAUUUGUUAUGCUCGGUGUAUUUUCUAUAUAUAUAUUAUUUUAAGCGUCUGUAGGUUGUUGGACUUUAUAUGGUGAUAUAUUCUGGUAAACUAUAUGUGUAUGAAAAAAGUAAUUUACCUUUUUGUUUUUUAGGUUAGUUUGGGUCUGCGCCAGAUCUUGUCACCAUGGCAACUGCAGUUUGCGUCAUGUUGCCUGCUGCACGUUGAGCUAUUGACGUAGUUACUUCUUCGCUUUUUGAGGGUGAUUCAGUGAACAAUUACAGCACGAUGUUUGCUUGUGUUGUUUUAAACUUUUUUUAAUCGUGUUUUCUCUUUUCACGGCCCACAAAGUGGCCGCUCGUGUCCUGUCGGUUCUGACAACCAUCUGCCAGCAGGGGGAAGAUGUCUGACUAUGAGGAAAAGGAUCAUUUAAGAAUUCAAGGGGAAGGGCCAAUAAAUGUGUCCUACAUUUUCCCAAAUGGGGACAGAUAUGAGGGAGAGUGCAGCAGGUCUGCCUCAGGGGUGAUGAAGAGGAGUGGUACCGGUAAACACACGUCAGCGGGUGGCAUCAUAUAUACUGGAGAGUGGAUGGAAGACCAAAUGAAUGGCCGAGGGGCCAUGCAGCAUCCCUCUGGUGCACUCUAUGAAGGAGAAUUCAAAAACAACAUGUACCACGGCACGGGAACGUAUACCUUCCCAGACGGCUCUACUUACAAAGGUCCCUUUCACAACAACAGGUUGGAGGGAGACGGGGCGUUCACUGACACACAGGGACUGGUCUGGAUGGGGGAGUUCCUCGGCAAAGCAGCGCUGGGCCUGAAAAUGCAGCACACUUACGCAAAGCAAGCAUAACUGUACUACACUUUUUAAAACACUGUAUAUCUUCAAUAGAAAAUUAAACUAUAAAUAAAAUCCAUUCAGCCUGUCUUUAUAGAUGAUACAUAUAUUGACUGUACUAAAUACUAACGGAUGCGUUUCUUCCAACGUUCACACAGCACGUAUUUCUGUGUAUUGUGUUUAAAUAUCCAAGCUAUCAGGGAGUCAUGUCUCUUGCCACUGCUUUUUUUUUUAACACUUGUCGUUAAUUGUUAAGACUUGCAUUUUUACAAACCUGGAAAUAUAGGCAUUAUUAACCGUACAAAUAUAAAAUAAACUAUGUACCCAUUUCUCCGUGGCAAUCGACUCCAUCAUUACAGCACCAGCCAGUC
Messenger RNA from Pseudoliparis swirei, 2055 nucleotides. RefSeq names its product MORN repeat containing 2 (gene morn2). Lineage: Eukaryota; Metazoa; Chordata; Actinopteri; Perciformes; Liparidae. The transcript has 6 exons. Bases 1250 to 1699 code for a protein of 149 amino acids. The record is from RefSeq and is a predicted model, not a curated record.